AUUCGUCACGUAUGGAACAAGCCGCGUUAUUUCAGCUCGACGUAGGCCGACGCAGCCAAGCAACAGGGAAAGCAGUUAAGCUAGCUAACUAACAGCACAACUUUCCUAUUUAUCAGUUCCUGUGAUAGUUCUCCAAACGACUUAUCCUUGGUCAGUUUAUCCGGGAGGAGAAAGGCAGAGAGCGGCUACGGUUUAUCUCCUCCCGUUGCUCGCCGUCAAGCAAUUACCGAGAAGUUAUCUCGGGAUAAAUUAGCCAGAUUUGCGACACGAAGUAGGUCACACAGCUACUUGUUCGGUCCAGAUUCGACGUUGAGGACGACUUUACUGUUACACGGACAUGGUUCUCCUGAAAAACAUCCACCCUCCCACCGAGGGAGUGCGGCACGAGCAAGCCGCCACCACGGCGGUGCUGGACGGGCAGAGGCUGGGCUGCGGCACGCUGUACGUCGCCGAAACGCGCUUGUCGUGGUUUGAUGGAUCAGGUUUGGGUUUCUCUUUGGAGUACCCCUCCAUCGGUCUCCAUGCCAUCUCCAGGGACGUGAGUGCUUACCCCCAGGAACACCUGUACGUCAUGGUGAACGGAAAGCUCAGCGGUGAGAAUGAGGCGGAAAUGGCCGAGAAAGGAGCUGGUGAUGACGGCAAUGACAGCGGCGGCAGCAGCGACGGGGAUGAUGACGAUGAUGAAGGGAUGAUCACAGAGAUUCGGUUUGUGCCGACCGACAAGACGUCAUUGGAGUCCAUGUUCUCAGCCAUGUGUGAAUGCCAGGCCCUUCAUCCCGACCCGGACGACGAAGACUCUGAUAAUGACUUUGAGGGAGAGGAGUACGACGUGGAAGAAGCUGAGGCAGAGCACGGCCAUGCCGACAUCCCGACCUUCUACACGUGUGACGAAGGUUUGUCGGCGCUCACGCAGGAGGGCCAGGCCACGCUGGAGAGGCUGGAGGGGAUGCUGGCCCAGUCCGUCAGCCAGCAGUACCACAUGGCCGGAGUCAGAACUGAAGAAACAAAAGCCGAGUUUGAAGAAGGGAUGGAGGUGGAUGCUGCAGCGAUGGAGGCCGGUCAGUUUGAGGAUGCAGAUGUUGAGCACUAGUCGAAGUCGUGUCCAAACGAAGCACCAGUGGGAUCAGAGAAGAA
Molecule: messenger RNA, 1134 nt
Organism: Poecilia latipinna (sailfin molly)
Lineage: Eukaryota; Metazoa; Chordata; Actinopteri; Cyprinodontiformes; Poeciliidae
Gene: clns1a
Product: chloride channel, nucleotide-sensitive, 1A
Exons: 8
Coding region: 338-1090 (250 amino acids)
Biological process (GO): mRNA cis splicing, via spliceosome; cell volume homeostasis; spliceosomal snRNP assembly
Cellular component (GO): plasma membrane; cytosol; pICln-Sm protein complex
Source: RefSeq, a predicted model, not a curated record